AAAACAGAGUACCACAAAACUCUACUCUCAAGAUUGUUUUAGUCUUCGACGGGAGUUGGUUUAGACAAUUAGUUCAAGUAGAACCUAAAUUAAUACCAAAAUCAAAAUGAGUUACCCAUGGGAAAAGCGUGUUGAAUUCAUCGUCGGUCACAUGUACGAUAUUGACAACAAUGGCUUCCUGGAUAACAACGACUUCCAAUGCAUGGCUCUGCGUGCCACCGUCGUGGAGGGCAAGGGCACCAUCAACCCAGCACGCCUGAACGAAUACCGGACCAUCAUGAAGGCGCUGUGGGAUGAGAUUUCUGCCCUUGCCGAUUUCGAUAAGGACGGUAAAAUCACAACCGACGAGUUCAAAGAUGCCGUGAAAUCUACCUGCGUUGGAAAGUCUUAUGCCGAUUUCCCCAAGGCCAUGAAGGCUUUCAUCGAUGCCCACUACCAGAUGAUGGACAUCAACAACGACGGUCUGGUCAGCAUAGAGGAGUACCGUUACAACUGCAUCUCCAGAUUCGCCCUGGACGACAUCAAGCAGGUCGAUGAAUCCUACAACCAGCUCGUCAGUGACGAAGACAACAAGCGCGGCGGAAUCACCCUGCAGAGAUACCAGGAACUGUACGCUCAGUUCAUGGGCAACCCAAGCGAUAAGUGUCCAGCCGUCUUCCUGUACGGCCCAAUCCCAGAAUAAGCCAUUCAAACCAACAUUCGAAGAUUCACCAUUUCAUCCCAAAGAACCACAAAGUACCAACACACCCGAACUGUGCGCUUCUGCUUGACGGAAAACCAAAUUCCAUCAAUGCUUAUUCGUUGGGCGAAGGCCGUAGAAGAACAUCAUCAACAACAACAGCAAUUGUGAUGCUAGAAGUGAGAAAGAGGAAAAGAUCUAAAUCAACUUCUCGAUCAAACAACAUCCUGAGUCGAAUACUAAAACAUCCCAAUCUGAUUUGAAUAAACAACAUCAAAGCAGAAAACCAAUGUUAAUAGUGUGAACAUUUAAUAAAACAAAAACAUCAAACUACCGAAUUCUAGCAAUCCCAAACCGAUUCAGAUAACAGCCCGAAUCACAAAAGCCUCUUUCCGCAGGCGGUAGUUGAACCGGUGACCGACAAAUCGCACCGCCCCACCCACCAGCUUGGGGCCGGUCCGAAUGAAAGCCACGUUCCAAUGAAAACAGCCAACCUGGAUCACCGGUUGCCAUGUAGCACUAAUCUGGAACUCCAACGCCCACUGUGGUGGGCGUUGUUUGAUUGGCGCGCGUACGCGAUCGCGAACAUCCAAGUGGGCGCGCGUUGGUCGGCUUUUUCCAACAGCUUUAAUUUUUUCGUUCAGUUUUUUCGUUUUUAAUUUUUGUUUUGGAACAGCUGGAACAGCAGAUUUGCUAGCGCAAAUCGUUUUAGCCAGUUCUUUACGAAAAUAAAUUCGAUAUUUUUGUUUGAAUUUGUACAUAAAAACCAAGUGAGAAUCAAUAUCAACCGUUUAACUAUAAAUCGUGAAACGUUCAAUUUGAGAAUGAUUUUUUUAUGGAACUAUACUAACUAUUAGCGUUUAAUGGACACAACAAUAUAUAAUGUUAAUGAUGUUUACUGAAACUACUUUUUUCUACUCUAAUUAUUAUUGUUCAUAUAUGUUACGGUGUUUAAAAUAUUAGCUUUAAUGUUUAAGAAAUAUUUCUCGCCUCCUUCUUUGAAAGUUUGAAAAUCUGUUAUAACAUCAACAGCAUGCACACCAACAUCGUGCGAAAUUGAGGUUAUGUCAUAAUGUUCGUUUGUAAUAAUACCAUCAAGAUCAAGGAAAUAACAUCAAGCAAAUAACAAAUUUAAGAAGGUUUGUUAGUUUAUAAUUAUUUAACUACUAGUAAUUAACUGCUAAGUGAAUGAAAAGACAGAAAAUGUUUAAAAAAUAGCUAGGUUAUGUAUUUUUAAUGUUACUCAGCGUAGGAAUCUAUCUUCGAAAACUAAGAAGAAACAACUGUUAUCACUUACUUUAUCGUACUAUUGUAAUUUUAUGAAACUGGAAACUGAACUAGAACUUGCAGCAAAAGCAGUGAUUAUUUCCUGACAAAUGAAAGCUACAACCAAUGUGUAGACAACAUCUUCGGUAAUGUCAACUUUGCUACUCUUUCUUAUCUAGAAAUGACAACUCACUAGAGACAAGACGAAAACUAGUUUGACUAAAUAACAUCACACUUUAACUAUAAAUAAACAAAUAUAGUUGCGAGGUAGUUUGUCCCAUUAGUUAUCCUUUAAUUGCGUGUGUCGUAGUGAUCCCUAUUAAGAACAACAACAAAAAUAACAAACAAUAACAUCUUCAAAUGGAAACAACAACAGCUGAAAUCUUUUAAACUUUACAGAGAACUCAUAUUAAGAUUUUGAAUUUUACUUUUUGUUUAAAUAAUCACUGUUUUUCCUUCACCUGAAAAACCAGACUUAUCCCCAUAACUUAUUGUAAAGAGAAACUUUGCUUAAUUGUAUGAUAAAAACUCGUCAGAAUAAUUAAUAAUAACUUAGAACCACGGAAAAUAGCAUGAAUUAUUUAUUAUCCAAGUUCAUUUUUAAGGACGAAAUGGUAUACAUUUUAGAGAACUCCACCACCUAACAGUGUGUAUAUGUUUUAUUCUUAAAAGUGUGCGGUCGUGUGUCCGACCCAACACCUCCGGACCCGGCCAAUGGUGCGAAAAAAAAUGUCUUAAUAAAUAAUUUGUCUUAUUUAUACAUUCGUAUUAAACAACAUCUUUUUAUACACAGCAUCUAAAGGAAAAGAUCCCAAUUCGCUUGAAUAUUAUCACCAUUUAUGUUUUAAUGUAUCACAAUUAUUUUCGUUUUCCCAAAUCCUUUUAUAACGUUACACAAGCAAAAACAGAAAAAAACAACAAUAAGAUAGCAAACCAAAAACAAAUUGGAGAAAAUAUGAGACCACCUUAAGAAACGAAAAGCA
Messenger RNA from Armigeres subalbatus, 2928 nucleotides. RefSeq names its product sarcoplasmic calcium-binding protein 1-like. The transcript has 6 exons. The record is from RefSeq and is a predicted model, not a curated record. Lineage: Eukaryota; Metazoa; Arthropoda; Insecta; Diptera; Culicidae. Gene Ontology annotation, molecular function: calcium ion binding. The coding region runs from base 107 to 682 and encodes 191 amino acids.